AUGGCUAAUAAAUUAUUAAUUAGACUAUUGAUGGAAAUAACUAUAUAUAGUUUAACUAUAACUGUUAUCAACGUUAAAGGACAAGAUUAUGAAGAACAGGGAGGCGGUGGUAGUGGUGGAUAUGAAGGUCAAGGCAAUGGUGGUCCCGGUUUUCGAGGACCAGGCAAUGGGGACCCAGGGUUUGAAGGUCCACGCAAUGGUGGUCCCGGUUUUGAAGGUCCAGGCAAUGGUGGCCCCGGUUUUGGAGGUCCAGGCAAUGGUGGCCCCGGUUUUCGAGGUCCAGACAAUGGGGACCCAGGGUUUGAAGGUCCACGUAAUGGUGGUCCCGGUUUUGGAGGUCCAGGCAAUGGGGACCCAGGGUUUGAAGGUCCACGCAAUGGUGGUCCUGGUUUAGAAGGUCCAGUCAAUGGGGGCCCAGGUUUUGGAGGUCCAGGCAAUGGGGGCCCAGGUUUUGGAGGUCCAGACAAUGGUGGUCCUGGUUUUGGAGGUCCAGGCAAUGGGGGCCCAGGUUUUGGAGGUCCAGACAAUGGGGGCCCAGGUUUUGGAGGUCCAGACAAUGGGGGCCCAGGUUUUGGAGGUCCAGACAAUGGUGGUCCUGGUUUUGGAGGUCCAGGCAAUGGGGGCCCAGGUUUUGGAGGUCCAGACAAUGGGGGCCCAGGUUUUGGAGGUCCAGGCAAUGGGGGCCCAGGUUUUGGAGGUCCAGACAAUGGUGGUCCUGGUUUUGGAGGUCCAGGCAAUGGCGGACCAGGUUUUGGAGGUCCAGACAAUGGUGGUCCUGGUUUUGGAGGUCCAGGCAAUGGCGGACCAGGCUUUGGAGGUCCAGACAAUGGUGGCGGACAAGGAGGAGGUGAUUAUGGAGGACAGGGUAAUGAUGAUGGAGGAGGAGGAGGAGGUGAUGGCGGUGACGAAUAG
Oppia nitens is the source of this 912-nucleotide messenger RNA. RefSeq names its product S-antigen protein-like. Bases 1 to 912 code for a protein of 303 amino acids. Lineage: Eukaryota; Metazoa; Arthropoda; Arachnida; Sarcoptiformes; Oppiidae. The record is from RefSeq and is a predicted model, not a curated record. The transcript has 2 exons.